UCCGAUUCAACUUGUUUAAACUCAAUUAUGACGAGUUGGCCCACACGUCAGUAUAGAAAAAGCAAUCAGCCCCCCAGCUCGCCCAUCUCGCCGGGAAGGCACAGGCACGCCGGCAGCCCCCACACGCUCCAAUGCGAGCAAGAUGGCCGGCGGCGGAGACACUACCGCACUAGCUGCUUGUGUACGGUGUACCCAACACCGUCGGAGUUGCCAGGCUAGCUAGCCAUGGCCAUGCACUACUGCUGCUCGUUGCGGUCGGAGCUGCCACUUGCCAGGCCAAGCUGCGUAGCGGCCCUGCUGGCCUCGCUACAUGCUGCCGCGAACCGCGUCGCACCUGCUCGCCUCGUCCGUGCAGCGGUGACGCGCCGCCGCUGGCCGCCAUGCUCUGCCGUGAGCCGCUGGUCGCCGCAUGUACCCCGCAGGCUUCGUCGACUGCGUUGGGGGGACCUCUCCCCCUGCGACGACCUUGCCGACCUCGCCGGCGCCGCCAGCGUUUCCCGCCUCUGGUGCAGGUGGGGAAAUCAGUCGAUGAGAGAGAGGGAAGGGGAAAAAGCAGGAGGUACGCACGCCGCCGGCGACGACGUCAGAUGGCAGGAGGAUGGAAGGUUUGGCGCCAGCCGCUCCGGCCACACCAGCUCCGCCAUGAACUCAGAGGAGGCACGCGGGUCACCGGAGAAAGAGAUCGAGGCGGCGGUGGUCUUCACCGGAGAAGGAGGCGGAGGACCCGAUUGCUUCUUUGAAGAAAAACUAGGGACCCGAUUGCAUUUUUAGCCCGUUUAUGUGUGGGGUCGGGCAGUCAGAUUUGCGUUUAACCCAGGCAAAGCGAGCAGUUUUCACACUUGGUAGUUUUUUGUCACGGAUUAAUAAAAAAGUGGUAGUUUUCGGGACAAAAUCGUAAAGUGGUAGUUUUCUGUCACGUUUCCAUGAAUUGUGGUAGUUUUUGGUUAAAUACUCCAUUUUUCAUGGCCCAAAGCACGAUGAAUUUGGGUUGGGAAUUUGGCAU
Messenger RNA from Triticum dicoccoides, 1003 nucleotides. RefSeq lists its product as uncharacterized. The record is from RefSeq and is a predicted model, not a curated record. The transcript is spliced from 2 exons. NCBI's taxonomy places the organism in Eukaryota, Viridiplantae, Streptophyta, Magnoliopsida, Poales, Poaceae. Bases 226 to 771 code for a protein of 181 amino acids.